UGACGAAGUAUCGACACUCUCCACGCGAGUUUAUUUUCAUUUCAAUGUAUAAAAAUUUUGUAAAUAGCGCUCUUUAAAUUAACUAAACAUUGGUAUUAAACAACUAACGUAGCGGCGAUGAGUACAAUUCUGGAAAAAAUUGCGGCCAUUGAGUCGGAGAUGGCACGCACGCAAAAGAACAAGGCAACGUCUGCCCAUUUGGGUCUACUGAAAGCCAAGCUGGCCAAGCUGCGCCGUGAGCUUAUCUCGCCAAAGGGCGGUGGCGGUGGCACGGGUGAAGCCGGCUUUGAGGUGGCCAAGACGGGUGAUGCGCGGGUGGGCUUCGUCGGCUUCCCCUCGGUGGGCAAGUCGACGUUGCUAUCGAAUUUGGCUGGUGUUUACUCUGAGGUGGCGGCCUACGAGUUCACAACGCUUACCACUGUGCCGGGCUGUAUUAAGUACAAGGGUGCUAAGAUCCAGUUGCUCGAUUUGCCUGGAAUCAUUGAGGGUGCAAAGGACGGAAAAGGUCGCGGUCGUCAGGUGAUUGCUGUGGCGCGCACCUGCAAUUUGAUCUUCAUGGUUUUGGACUGUCUCAAGCCACUGGGCCAUAAGAAAUUGCUAGAGCAUGAAUUGGAGGGCUUUGGCAUACGUUUGAACAAGAAACCGCCAAAUAUUUACUACAAGCGCAAGGAUAAGGGUGGCAUUAAUCUCAAUAGCAUGGUGCCCCAAUCUGAGCUGGACACCGAUCUGGUCAAGACUAUAUUGUCGGAAUAUAAGAUACACAAUGCGGACAUAACGCUACGUUAUGAUGCUACUAGCGACGAUCUGAUCGAUGUUAUUGAGGGUAACCGCAUUUACAUACCGUGCAUCUAUCUGCUGAACAAGAUUGAUCAGAUUUCCAUCGAGGAGCUGGAUGUCAUCUACAAGAUACCGCAUUGUGUGCCUAUAUCAGCGCAUCAUCACUGGAACUUUGAUGAUCUGCUGGAGUUGAUGUGGGAAUACUUAAGACUGGUUCGAAUCUAUACCAAGCCCAAGGGGCAGCUGCCCGACUACAGUUCGCCGGUGGUGCUGCAUAAUGAACGCACAAGCAUCGAAGACUUUUGUAAUAAGCUGCAUCGGUCUAUUGCCAAGGAGUUUAAAUAUGCGCUGGUCUGGGGAUCUUCUGUGAAGCAUCAACCGCAAAAGGUGGGCAUUGAGCAUAUACUCAAUGACGAAGAUGUGGUGCAAAUUGUGAAAAAGGUCUAAGGCCUGUUAAUACAUAUAUAUAUUCUUUGGAUUUUAAUUGUGUUUGCAUUUUUUUGAAAUAAAAACGCGAAUUGCGCUGACAAUUAGGCAGCGUU
This is a messenger RNA of Drosophila novamexicana, 1319 nucleotides long. RefSeq names its product GTP-binding protein 128up (gene 128up). NCBI's taxonomy places the organism in Eukaryota, Metazoa, Arthropoda, Insecta, Diptera, Drosophilidae. The transcript is spliced from 4 exons. Gene Ontology annotation, biological process: cytoplasmic translation. Gene Ontology annotation, molecular function: GTP binding; GTPase activity. Gene Ontology annotation, cellular component: cytoplasm. The coding region runs from base 118 to 1224 and encodes 368 amino acids. The record is from RefSeq and is a predicted model, not a curated record.